Molecule: messenger RNA, 2127 nt
Organism: Penicillium riverlandense
Lineage: Eukaryota; Fungi; Ascomycota; Eurotiomycetes; Eurotiales; Aspergillaceae
Product: fungal specific transcription factor domain-containing protein
Exons: 7
Coding region: 1-2127 (708 amino acids)
Biological process (GO): DNA-templated transcription; positive regulation of transcription from RNA polymerase II promoter by galactose
Cellular component (GO): nucleus
Molecular function (GO): RNA polymerase II cis-regulatory region sequence-specific DNA binding; DNA-binding transcription factor activity, RNA polymerase II-specific; zinc ion binding
Source: RefSeq, a predicted model, not a curated record
AUGUAUCUGGAUCCGGUGUCGGUGAUUCUCAUUCGGCGCUAUAGUUACUUUGCUCGCUUGGAGAACCGCAUUCAGGAGAUCGAAGCCUCUAUCCGAAGGCUGGAGAAAAAUCAAACCUCUGCCAAUGUUAAUGGAUCGGAGGGCCGCGCCGAAUCGUUGCGGCCCGGAGCCAGCACUCUAGACCAGAAUAUAGAGCCGCCCGCCGUCAAGCCUAAUCUUCCUUCCAACACCCAAGAUCGAACCGAGUUUGGGGAGGUCGACAUGUCGGAGAACCCUAUUGAUGGAAUGGGUGCUAUAAACUUCACUGACGAGGAGGAUUGCGGGUUCUUUGGUAUCUCUCGUGAUGCGAGCCCGUCUUCAAACAUUGCCUUUAUGCGUCACAUCUCUCGUGCUAUUGCUCGAGUAAACGUACACGGCUCACCUUUAUUGUCCAAUUCGCCCCCCAUCCAGACCGGGGGAGGGAUGAUCAACAUCUCCUGGUCUCGGCCCGACAACGACGCUAAAGGUCAAAUGCAGACGCCGAAGAACGAAGUCAACAUUUUUGCGUUGCCACCAGAGGAGCGCACUUGGAGCCUGAUCCAAAAGUAUUUCGAGAAGACGGGCCAGCUGCUCCCGUUCAUUCACGAAGCGUCGUUUUGUGAGACCUACUUCCAGAUGAGACAGGAUAAUUUCAAAAGAGUCCGCCGGACAUGGCUGGGUCUUCUCAAUAUUGUGCUGGCGAUCGCAACGAGUCUUUACACUGAGGGUGACAUGCCCGCCGAGAAACGCAUCCAGGAAUCUGACAUUUAUUUCCAAAGAGCCAACGGUCUAUGUGACCGCGACUCUAAACGGAAUGCAAGUUUGGAGAUGGUUCAAUAUCUGUUGAUUCUCGGCCAAUAUCUUCAAGGAACUCAGAAAUCAGUCCAGGCAUGGACAACCCAUGGACUUGCUAUCUCGGCUGCUUUCCAGCUUGGUCUACACUCCCCAGAAGCCAACCGGCGCUUCUCGCCGUUGGAAAGCGAAAUCCGCAAGCGGACUUGGUAUGGAUGUAUUCUUCUGGACAGAACGCUGAGCAUGACAUUUGGCCGGCCUUGCACCAUCCCCGAGAGCUAUGUGAAGCUUGAUAUGCCUUUGAAAGACAUGCAGGUGCUCAGCCCUACCCUCAAGUCCGAGACGUACCAGCAGCUUGACGGCUGGUUUUUUACCGCAGCAAUUAAGCUAUAUGUAGUCAUGUUCAACGUCCUCGACACAUGUUACUGCCAAAACCUCGGAUUCGAGCAUCCCCUCACGACGGCAGAUGCCAUACCCCAGAUCCUAGAAGGCGAAAGGCAGCUAGAAGAAUGGCGCUUCCAAACGGUGCCUGCGCUCGGUCUUCGACUAUGGCACCAACCCAUUUUUGCGGAUGACCUAGCACAGAUGGAUCAGGAGUCUACCAUCCGCCAUCGGUUCGGCAUCGUGCUUUCAGUACGCUACCACAACCUGCGCAUCCUCCUGUACCGCAAUUUCCUGGAGGGGUUCCUAGACGCGUACAGCCUAAACAAACCUCUUGCUCCAGAUAAUAAGCUCGUCCAGCAGAUGAGUCUUACUGGCGUGCAAAACUGCAUUGAAUCCGCCACGUCUAUCAUCCAAACCGUGCAUACAAUCACCGCAUCGAAAGGCUGGCGCCGUGGACUGCUCGGUGCUUGGAACUUUUCUCUCUACUACACAUUCAACGCCGGCCUGACCAUCUUCGGUGCCCUGCUCGUCUCAUCUAAGGAAAGCCGCCAUGAUCCCUCGCAGUGGUGUGCGGUCGAGCAGUCUCGCCCAUAUGUCGACAUGGCCGCGGAAGCGCUCCGGCGUUUGGACUCGGGGAAUCGGGUCAUCGAGCGCUGUGUUGAGUAUCUGGCCCAACUAUCCAUGAUCCUCAAAGCCACAAAUGGUACUGGUACCGGUGCUGGGACGGGUAUCAGCGAGUCUAGCAUCUACAACACCGGCGUGCCGCUGCAGGCACCCAUGUAUGCUCCCGACAUGGUCUUGCAGCAGCAUGGCACAGGGCACCAGCCCACGAUGUGGUCAAACAAUAUGGAUCUGGGGGAGUUUAUGAUGGAUAAUGAUUUGGAUUUUUUGGGCCGGUUAUUCAAUUUCAAUCAUGAGGGAGCGGGAAUAUGA